AGUGGGUGGACGACUGACUCCAGGGAGCUCCAGCUUGGUCGGCCCGGGGGACCCGGAGCCCCGGGGAAAGAGGGUGGUUUAUUUCUCGCCCUAUCGGGGCUCCUCUCGUGCCCGUGUCGCGCGCGGGAGGAGGGGGAGAGGGUGCGCGAGGCCUGCGGGGGUAGGGCGCGGCGCGGCGCGGCGGGCGGCCAGCCCGUGGACCGGCACCAUGGGCUGCUUCUUCUCCAAGAAGCGGAAGACCAAGAAGGAGCAACAGCAGUCCCCGCCGGCGUCUGGGGAAGCCGGGGAGCAGCCGCCGCAGAAGCAGUACAGCUGGGACAAGCGGGAAAAGGUUGAUCCAAAAGACUAUAUGUUUAAUGGCUUGAAGGACGAAACAGUAGGUCGCUUACCUGGGAAAGUUGCAGGACAGCAGUUUCUCAUUCAAGACUGUGAGAACUGCAACAUCUACAUCUUUGAUCAUUCUGCUACAGUAACUAUUGAUGACUCUACAAACUGCAGAAUCUUUCUGGGACCUGUAAAAGGCAGUGUAUUUUUCCGUAAUUGCAGAGAUUGCAAAUGCAUAGUAGCCUGCCAGCAGUUUCGUACUCGGGAUUGUAGAAAGCUCGAAGUCUUCUUAUGUUGUGCUACACAACCAAUUAUCGAGUCCUCAUCAAAUAUCAAGUUUGGCUGUUUUCAGUUUUAUUAUCCUGAGCUGGCUUUUCAGUUUAAAGAUGCAGGACUAAGCAUCUUCAAUAACACGUGGAGUAAUGUCCACGACUUUACACCUGUGUCAGGAGAAAACAAUUGGAGCCUCCUACCAGAGGAUGCAGUGGUUCAGGAUUGUGUUCCUCUACCUACUACUGAAGAGUUCAAAGCGGUACGAAUUUCUACAGAAGCUUGUAGGAGCAUUAUUCCGAUAACCCGAGGUCAGAGGCAGAAGAUGAGUGAUGAAUCCUGCUUGGCUGUGUUAUUUGCUGGUGAUUAUACUACUGCAAAUGCCAGGAAACUAAUUGAUAUGAUGCUUAGCAAAGGCUUUUUGCUGGUUCAGACAAAGGAAGUAUCAAUGAAACCUGAGGAUGCUCAAAGAGUUUUCCGAGGAAAAGCACCUGAUUUCAUUCCUUUACUGGAAAAAGGUCCUGUGAUUGCUUUGGAGUUUAAUGGAGAUGGUGCAGUAGAAGGAUGCCAACUCAUCAUAAAUGAUGUAUUCAAUGGAACCAAGAUGUUUGUAUCAGAAAAUAAAGUAACAGCUUCUGGAGAUGUCGACAGCUUCUACAACUUUGCUGAUCUGCAGAUAGGAAUGUGAAGUACAACAUAGAACCAUUACUUUGACAUGAAGCCCAAAUUUUCAACUUGUUUAUGUAGGUUUUGAUAGUAUAAUUUUCUGCACUAGGAGUAUUUUUUAAACUAAUGCUAAAAUAUUAAAAGAUUAUUGUUGAAGGAAUCUGUUUAGUAUGACAUUUACUUGAUGCAUAACAGAUAGUUCAUCCUUAAAAUUUACAUUUAAUGGAUUUAAAGCAUUUAAAUCCUUCUCCCACUCUCUGUUCUCCCCUAGAACUGGAAGUUUCACAUUUCUGAAAUUAAUUUAAAUGAACUGUCAAUGAAACAGCUACAAGAAGUUUUAGAAAGUGAAUAAAAUGUAGCACUAGGUGUAUAGGAUUUAAAACUUGGAGGGGGAGGGGCAGCUAGGUGGCACAGUGGAUAAAGCACUGGCCCUGGAUUCAGGAGUACCUGAGUUCAAAUCCGGCCUCAGACACUUGACACUUACUAGCUGUGUGACCCUGGGCAAGUCACUUAACCCCCAUUGCCCCAGAAAAAAAAAAGGGAAAAAAAACCAAAACAAAACUUGGAAGGGGUCUUAGAGAUCCUUUACUGUAGUCCAUGUUGUGGAUGAGAACAAUAAGAGCCUUUGUUGGUCAGGUGAGUUGCUAAAGGUCAUACCUGAUACUAAGGGACAAAACUAGGAUUUGAAACCAGAUUUUCCCUCUCUAAAUCCAUUGAUUUUUUCCAAACUUAACCAAAACAUGUUAACAAGAUUGCCGUUUUAACAUUAACAUCUACAAAGAACAUAUUUGGGAUUUUGUAUAUUACUUAUUUUUAUAUAGUGCUAUCAGAAAAGAAAACCUAACUAACAAUUCAUUAAACUUCUUAACUAAAAUAUUUAAAUUCCUGAUAAUUUAGGCUAUCACAUUUGUUCCUUAUUUGUUGGGAUACCUCCUCUUUUUAGGAAGAUUUGUUUCCAUGACUAUUUGUUCAAAUCGAUAAAGGAAUUUCAAAUAUCGUUGACAAGGUUUUAAAAGAAAUGAUGGCUUUGUAAUUACAAGAUAAAACUCAAAUGGGGGGCAGCUAGGUGGCGCAGUGGAUAAAGCACUGGCCCUGGAUUCAGGAGCACCUGAGUUCAAAUCCGGCCUCAGACACUUGACACUUACUAGCUGUGUGACCCUGGGCAAGUCACUUAAUCCCAGUUGCCUCACCAAAACAAAACAAAACAAAACAAAACCUCAAGUAGGUUAGGGCUAGUAGUUCUAUUAAUAUAUAAACUAAAGUUCUCAAACAAACUGAUAGACAUUGGAUAAGUUGUUUUGCCAACUAGGUACACUAAUCUAUGAAAAGUGCAGCUUUGGAACUAAAAGUUUUACAACUCCUUUCAGGGGAGUGAUGUAUCAAUCAAUAGAAAUGUAACUGUGACAUGAAAAGUGAGUAUGCUGUCCAGAAAUAAGACUUCUCCUCUGAUAACAGUAUAGCAUCAAUAUAUUCAUAACCAAAAAGCCAAAUAAAUUUGGUUUCCAAAAAAUAUUCUACAUGUAAAAAACAAAAUUAAAGUAACUUUUCAAACUAUGUAGACUGUGUAAUUGUUUGGGAGUGGGGUUGAGAGGAGUACAUCAUAAUCUAAAAUCAUUCAAAAUUCAUAAAUGUCUUAACAGGUUUAGGAAGGAUUGAAAUUAAUCUUUCCAUUGUGCAAAAGAUACUAUACAAGAAGGUGCUCCUUUUCAUAAGUUUAAAAAAAGGGGAGGUAUAUUGGGAACCUUAAUGCCGCGUUGAUAUGCCUAAACACAAGAAAAUAACUUUUUUUUUUAAUAAAAAUAACUAUUUUCAAAAAUUCUUUUUCAGGUGAUUAUAAAAUGUGAAAAAUUUGAAUCAUGACAUAUAUUCUCUUACUUUUAAUAAUGAUUUGAAAUGUCAUUCAUAACUGCUUCCAUAAAUUAUAUGCUUAUAGUCAGAGUUAAUGCAGUGUAAUGACCAUACACUUAAGUACUUAGUAAACCUCUAUUAUAUACCUGAUAUUGUGCUGAUUUUUUCCAUUUCAUUUCUUCAGCUUUGAUGAGACCAGAAAAUUCUGUAAGAUUAAGGGAAAAUGGUAUGUUAAAGUAGAAGUAAAAAUCAGAUGUUUAUUAAUGUUUUGGCUAUAACUAAAGGAAUACUCGGUAAUCCAGUUGGUAUUAAGAGGACUCUUGCUUAGGUUAGUUGAAUGAAAAAAAAGACAGAUUUGGAAAUAAAGAAAGAACUAUUUGAAGUUCUAAUCAUGAUUAAAUUAUAAUCUAUUGUUAUACGUAUGCCUUUCAAGACCAGAAUUCUUAAUCUUUUAAAAAUAAAAAUAAAUAUUGUACAAAAACUGUCAUUUGGGUUUUAUCUUUUCUGAGAUAUUCAAGUAUAAGUUUAGAAAUAUGCUGUAUAAUUGAGGUGUUAAUUUUGAAUUUUUAUCACAUGCCUUUAGCAUUUUUAUUAGCCAGAGUCUAAAACUAUAUAUACCUCACUUAUUUAAUUUAAGUUGAUACUAUUUAUGUUCUUUUGAACAUAAAGACUUGCUUUUAUGAAAAAGUACUUUGAUUUCCUAUUAUUUGAAGGGAUUUAAAAAAAUAAAUGAAGUUGCAUGCUAGCAUAGUUUCCAUUAAUAUUAACUUUGAUAAUGUCUGACUAUAUAGCAUUUCUCUACAGAAUGGCUUUCCAAUUCAUGGACACUUAUUGUAAUAAUUGUUAAUUCAUUUUCCUAAUAUGUUAUAUUUAAACUCCCUACUAGCUUAUGUCUUGUAUAAUAUUACCUGCUUUAUACAGUUUUUAUAUAUUUAAUGUCUAGCUUUUGUAUAUGUUUCAUCUAGCAUUUGUAAAAUGGAAUUCAUAAUAAACAUUGUUAAAAAUAAAAUGUUUUAGUACUCACUUUAUAGAUUACUUACAUGUUUCAGAUACACACCAAAAUUGUGUGUCAUGAUAUAAAUCUGUUU
Messenger RNA from Dromiciops gliroides (monito del monte), 4196 nucleotides. It is a transcript of the gene RP2, whose product is annotated as RP2 activator of ARL3 GTPase. Gene Ontology annotation, biological process: post-Golgi vesicle-mediated transport. The record is from RefSeq and is a predicted model, not a curated record. The transcript is spliced from 5 exons. Lineage: Eukaryota; Metazoa; Chordata; Mammalia; Microbiotheria; Microbiotheriidae. Bases 209 to 1282 code for a protein of 357 amino acids. Gene Ontology annotation, molecular function: GTPase activator activity. Gene Ontology annotation, cellular component: periciliary membrane compartment; cilium.